CUUCAGCAAAACUGCUUUUUUCGCGUAAAUAUUUGAAAAAUUGUCUCUUCUAAUGGGAAAGAUUGUUCGUAAUGUAGUGUCGCAAUAUAGAAUCGUCUAAUCUAGGUGCUGCUAGCUAGUUAUUACCAAACCACUACGGCGAUCACAUCGGUUUUUUCCUUUUUUCAACCACUGCUCUCACUCUCCAGUGAAAAGUCCGGUGUGCAGUCGGUCGCCCGCUGUUCGCACCGGCAGUACUUCCACUUGGUUCCGCCGCGUUGUGGAAAGUCGUACGUGUUUGCAGUGGUCGUGGUUCUCUAUUAUCCGAAGCGGAUAAUGUUACUAAUAGCACUAAUAAUCAGAAGGAGUCAAACGCACGCCGGAUUGCAAAUACGAAAGUGUGUCGGCAUUGACAGAUAUCCGAUUUAAUAUUGUGAGGAAACGGCAUUAUUAAACUGUUGCACCGUAAUGACGAUUAUAGGGAUAUGUUUGUAAAAAAAGCGAUUUAUCAUUUCAAUCGUAUGAAACGGCAUGUUGUUUUUGAUAACGAAUAAUUACGGAUUUGUGCGUGAUUUAUAUGGGCGAAACAUACUGUUCUACAAUGUGGUAUAGAAGAUGCGUGUUAAAUACUAAAUAAAUAAAAAGUUAACUUCCCAAUGAACAUCACCGCGCCGCCAACGUUCGACAGAAUGUCUAACAUCUACAACAACUCCGUCGUGCGAUACUGGCAAUUUCUGUUCCAUGAUUUAUCUGAUCCUCGAACCAGGGACUGGUUUCUCAUAUCGUCUCCCAUACCCGGCCUUAGUAUCUUGAUCGGCUACCUCUAUUUCGUAUUGUCGUGGGGUCCGAGAAACAUGGAACACCGAAAGCCGUACCAAUUAAAAAACAUACUAGUCCUUUAUAAUUUUUUGCAGAUUCUUCUUAGUACGUGGUUAUUUAACGAAGGCAUGGACGCUAUAUUAUACCAUAAUUACAGCUUGACAUGCGAGGGGGUGGAUUUUUCAUACAAGCCGUAUCCUAUGAAAGUCGCAAGAGGCUUUUACGUCUAUUUUCUGGCGAAACUCACAGAACUCCUCGACACUGUGUUCUUCGUAUUGCGCAAGAAGGAAAAGCAAAUCACAUUUCUUCACAUGUACCAUCAUACCGUGAUGCCAAUGAUAUCGUGGGGCGCUACGAAAUAUUAUCCAGGCGGUCACGGCAUCUUUGUAGGAAUUAUAAAUAGCUUUGUGCAUAUCAUCAUGUAUACUUAUUAUCUCCUGGCAGCAUUGCUACCUCACCACCAGCAAAAACGGUACCUCUGGUGGAAGAAGUACAUUACCACCCUACAAAUGACUCAAUUCUGUCUGGCCUUUCUGCACAACUGCCAAUUGUUGUUCUACGACUGCAACUAUCCGAAAUGGUCGAUCAUCCUGGUACUGCCGAAUACGAUGUUCUUCUACUUCCUGUUUUCGGACUUUUACAAUAAUGCAUAUACUUCCAAGAAGGAAAAUAACGGCGCAGUGCCGUCGAUCCAGAAAUCGACCAAAGCAAACGACAUCGCGGAGAAAGCGCAUAACGGCAAGAUACCGAAUGGAAAAGGGAAAAGCGACUAA
Solenopsis invicta (red fire ant) is the source of this 1571-nucleotide messenger RNA. It is a transcript of the gene sit, whose product is annotated as elongation of very long chain fatty acids protein AAEL008004. The record is from RefSeq and is a predicted model, not a curated record. The transcript is spliced from 6 exons. Lineage: Eukaryota; Metazoa; Arthropoda; Insecta; Hymenoptera; Formicidae. Gene Ontology annotation, biological process: fatty acid elongation, polyunsaturated fatty acid; fatty acid elongation, saturated fatty acid; very long-chain fatty acid biosynthetic process. Gene Ontology annotation, molecular function: fatty acid elongase activity. Gene Ontology annotation, cellular component: endoplasmic reticulum membrane. Bases 636 to 1571 code for a protein of 311 amino acids.